AUGUGCGAGGUGGUGUUCUCCGGUGAUGAAACGAAUAAAGCAAUCUGGUACAGGGACGGCGAAGAAGUUGGCAUUGUGUCAAGUAACACAAAUGCGAUUUUCGAGAACCGGAGUUAUACUGCCGAACAGCCGGUACCAGAAGUUGGCUUUCUCAUAAUGAGUAACAUAACCAAAGGUAAGGCCGGCCUCGGGGCUUCGCUACAGGAAGAGCAUGGACACGUGCGGCCAGAGCAUCCACUUCUCGGCGAACAAGUUAUGCUGGUGUGUCCUUUACCGAGAGCAGUACCACAACCGACCAUUAGCUGGCUUUUGAACGGUGAACCUGUCGUGCACACAUCAAUGGACGCACAAACGUACCCCAAUGGAACUUUGUUUAUACGACAUUUCUCAACAGUCCAUAAUGGUGUCUAUGAAUGCGUCGUAUGGAAUUUCGCUGCUCGAACUUCAGGCCGUAUUGUGAUCGACUCGAAACAGACGUCAAAUCGAAAUGCAUUCUCGCAAAGACAAUCGACUUCAAGCUGUUCAGUGCUGUUCCGUAGCAGUGUGCUAUGGUUUCUUGUCGGAUGUUUAGUAACCAGUUGUUCGGUACUGAUCUACUUGCUGUGUGCUUUGGUCCUAAUUCGACCUAGUUCACGAGCCACAAUGGUGCCAUCGAUGUGGGCUCGAUCGAAUCCACUUCUCGGGCCAGGAUUUCGAAAAGUCAUCGUUCCCGUGCCAGAUUUUAUUACGCGACGAGCUGCUGAUUCUAAUAUUGAUCGUGGACGAAGCUAUGAAGACGUGUAG
Messenger RNA from Cooperia oncophora, 783 nucleotides. The record is from the annotation of a GenBank genome assembly. Lineage: Eukaryota; Metazoa; Nematoda; Chromadorea; Rhabditida; Trichostrongylidae.